AUGUCUCUCCCGGGUUUAGAACUCACCCAACCCUCGGUGGAGAGGCAGAAUGUUGUCGCCCCGCCGUCGCAGAUCGCCUUGAAGCCGGGCUCGGAGUGGCGCUUUGAAGUCGCAUUCGGACAUAUUAUAAGAGUCAAGCUUCUUUCGGGCACAGCCGAGCUAUUCGGCACCGAACUCGCCGAGUCGCAAACCUACACAUUCUCCGGUACCAAGGCCGCAAUCUAUACAUGGCAUGGCUGUGAGUUGGAGGUCGCUGCUGCCGAGACGGGGACCACAACGCUUGACGGAGUCACUCCGGUAGCUGGUCAUGGCGCAGGCGGAUGCCAGAGCGAAUACACCGCUGAGGAGACACCGAUGGUCGAAUACGCCAACAUCCACUUCGCAUUGGAGAGCAUGCGAGAGGAGUCGCAAGGCUCAGGCAAGGACGGCCCCCGAGUCUUGUUGCUUGGUCCUGAUAAUGCGGGCAAAACAAGUCUGGCUAAGAUCUUGACGUCGUAUGCGACCAAGGCUGGCCGCCAGCCGUUGGUGGUGAACCUGGACCCAACUGAAGGCAUGCUCAGUGUACCUGGGACCCUCACUGCCACACCCUUUCGAACAAUGCUGGAUAUUGAGGAAGGCUGGGGCAGUAGUCCCAUGUCCGGGCCAAGUCCGGUGCCAGUGAAGCUCCCACUUGUCUACAGCUACCCACUUCUUAGUCCACUUGACGCCGAGGGCUCCAUCUACCGGCCCAUUGUCUCACGUCUAGCUCUCUCGGUGACUGGCCGUAUGGCAGAGGAUGAAGAUGCCCGCGAGACGGGCAUCAUUGUUGACACCCCUGGUAUUCUCAGCUCGGGCAAACCGGGGGGCAUUGAACUGAUCAAUCACAUCGUCACCGAGUUCGCCAUCACCACGAUCAUUGUGCUUGGCUCCGAACGAUUGUAUAGCACCAUGGUCAAGCAAUUCGAUAACAAGCCUAGUGCGAGCGCCUCGGCUGCUAUCUUUGACGAGCGGGUCUCUGUCGUCAAGUUAUCCAAGUCCGGCGGCUGCGUCGACCGUGAUGCCGCCUUCAUGAAAGGGAUGCGCGAGUCGCAAAUCCGCUCCUAUUUCUUCGGCAAUCCCAUUCCCUCAACUGCAUCUGCGGCGCUGUCUCUCUCCGCAUCCUCCACCUCGGCUGUGACUCUCUCACCGCACGCACAGCACAUGGAUUUUGCCUCGCUUUCAGUAUACAACUACACGGUCGUUUCGACCGAGGACGAGGACGAAGACGAAUACGAUCCCUCCAUGCUUGGAAUGGGCGAGUCGUUUCUCCCUAGCGGCGGUGGUUUCGACGAUUAUGCGUCCCAGCAGCAGCAAGAACCCGACCGAGCCGCACCGCUGCCAGGUAUCGUUGGCCUCUCCAACGAGACCUCCAACCUCGCAGCCAAUCAAGGCUCCGCCAGCAAUGUACCACUAAAAAAGGUCCUUCCUCCCGCUCCCUCAUCCCUUGCCAACACGCUUCUCGCCAUCACCAACGCCGCGACCACUGCCUCCCCCGCCGAAGUCCGUGAUGCCAGUAUCAUGGGCUUCCUCUACGUUGCUGACGUGGACGCUGACAAGGGCAAAAUCCGAGUCCUUGCUCCUGUCGGGGGACGAGUUCCGCCGCGGGCGAUGAUCUGGGCGAGACGAUGGCCUGGUGAGGUCGUGGGCUUGGUGGGCUAA
Penicillium macrosclerotiorum is the source of this 1677-nucleotide messenger RNA. Its product is annotated as cleavage polyadenylation factor subunit CLP1. Lineage: Eukaryota; Fungi; Ascomycota; Eurotiomycetes; Eurotiales; Aspergillaceae. Gene Ontology annotation, molecular function: polynucleotide 5'-hydroxyl-kinase activity. Gene Ontology annotation, biological process: tRNA splicing, via endonucleolytic cleavage and ligation. The transcript has 2 exons. Gene Ontology annotation, cellular component: nucleus; mRNA cleavage factor complex. Bases 1 to 1677 code for a protein of 558 amino acids. The record is from RefSeq and is a predicted model, not a curated record.